Messenger RNA from Stegastes partitus (bicolor damselfish), 2337 nucleotides. It is a transcript of the gene strada, whose product is annotated as STE20 related adaptor alpha. Gene Ontology annotation, molecular function: ATP binding; protein kinase activity; protein serine/threonine kinase activator activity. Gene Ontology annotation, cellular component: serine/threonine protein kinase complex. NCBI's taxonomy places the organism in Eukaryota, Metazoa, Chordata, Actinopteri, Pomacentridae. The record is from RefSeq and is a predicted model, not a curated record. The coding region runs from base 181 to 1467 and encodes 428 amino acids. Gene Ontology annotation, biological process: protein phosphorylation; activation of protein kinase activity; protein export from nucleus. The transcript has 13 exons.
GCUCAGCACCAAGAAAGCGCAGCAGAGAGCUGUCAAAAACAUCCUGCUGGAGAGGAUGGGUCGCUAAAUAAGUUGCCCUAAAAUACAGUAUCAAUCCCACCAGGCCUUGAGCUUCUGAACAGAACAAAGGUAUUUGCUGUAGGUGUUUUCGGCAUCAUUGUAACACACUCCAGAGGAUCCAUGUCUUUUCUUCGUUGGGUUUCUGAGAAAUUGAGUGUGGAGAGCCUGCGGGAUUUGGAGUUAUUUGGAGAGCAAGCUCAGGGACUCUCUCACAGGAAAGCCCAUGAGGACAGUCAGGAGAGUCUGACCUCCCUCCCCCGUCGAGACACCAUGGGCAGCUUCCUCCCUGACAGCAGCUCAUAUGAGCUCCUCACUGUUAUUGGUCGGGGCUUGGACGACUUGAUGACUGUGAACUUGGCUCGAUACAGACCCACAGGGGACCAUGUCGCCAUCCGACGGAUCGACUUGGAGUCGUGUACUAAUGACAUGGUUACUUACCUGCAGGGCGAACUACAUGUGUCAAAGUUGUUUCACCACCCCAGUAUUCUACCCUACAAGAGUGUCUUUAUAGCUGAGAAUGAACUGUGGGUCAUCACACCCUUCAUGGCUUGUGGGUCAGCGAGAGAUCUCAUCUGCACACAUUUUACAGAUGGUAUGGGUGAGCUGACCAUAGCGUACAUUUUGCUCGGCAUGCUCAAAGCCCUCGAAUACAUCCACCACAUGGGAUAUGUGCACCGGAGUGUGAAGGCCAGCCACGUGUUGAUCUCUGCGGAUGGACAGGUCUGCAUGUCAGGUCUGCGCAGCAUCUUCAGUCUGAUCCGUCACGGCCAGAGAGCCAAAGUGGUCCACGACUUCCCUCAGUACAGCGUCAAGGUGCUGCCCUGGCUCAGCCCCGAAGUGCUGCAACAGAAUCUACAGGGCUACGACUCUCGAUCAGACAUCUACAGUCUCGGCAUCACAGCCUGUGAAUUGGCCAAUGGACACGUGCCAUUCAAAGACAUGCCAGCUACACAGAUGCUGCUGGAGAAGCUAAAUGGGACAGUGCCAUGUCUGCUGGAUACCACCACUAUCCCCCCGGAGGAGCUGUCGAUGAAGCCGUCUCGCUCUGGUGCUGACUCGGGGAUCUGUGAGGGUCCAGGAGCAGGACCAGUCCGGCACUCUAACGGGGAGCCCUCCUCCUCGUCGGGAGGACAUCCCUACAACCGGACGUUCUCCCCACACUUCCACGGCUUCGUUGAGCUGUGUCUGCAGCGAGACCCAGAGAAGAGACCAUCUGCCACCACUCUCAUCUGUCACCCCUUCUUCAAACAGAUUAAACGCCGACCGUCUGAGGCGCUGCCCGAGCUGCUGCGGCCCGUGUCGCCCAUCACCAGCUUCGAGAGCUCCCAGCAGCAGGACUCUCCCUCUGGACUAGCCAGCCUGGAGUCCGGUCUCAGCCACCUGGAAGUGGACGACUGGGACUUCUGACAGCAGAGGACUUGGCGGGGAGACGCUCGUAGGAUGAGAAGCUCUCUGAGCAGACAGAACGAGAUUUGUUUUUCUAAUGGUCCCCUUGUAAAUAACACAAAUCUCAGACUAAAAGGAGUUGCUGUUCUCAGAGUUCUCAGAGAGAGGUUAAAAGCCAGCAGCCAUCUUGCCUCUUUUUGAUGUCUCUCACAUGCUUGUGUUCUCUAGAUAUGCACAAACUCUUGCACUGCACUGAUGGCCUCUUUCUCACAAACACACACACACACCUGUUUACAGAUUGUACAUUACAAGCCCCAUGGAGCCAAAACACAACAGGACUCCUCUGUUCCUCUUGCUGCUACUGAGGUGUCAGAGGAGGGUCUACGGAUGUAGAUGUAGCCUAAAGAUUCUCAUGAAACGGAUCAGUGGGAAGCUGCUACUUAAUAUUCGGAGGGGACGCUCUACCUCUUGUGUGAUCACGGCCGCUUGAAGUGGCCCAUCUGCUCGGUGAGACCACCAUAAGGGUGCACGGCGGUCCUCACGGCUGACUCAGUUAGCCCUCUGCACCAGACGGAAAGUCUCAUGUAGGGUCAACUAAAUGAACAGCAUGUACACAUGUUUCUUAGCUCUCUGCCUGUGUUACAGUAUAAACUACAUCUCAUGCUUCAGGCCUCUCUUUUGUUGCACAGAGGUUCAAAUUAACUCGUUAGUUUAACCUUCCAAGCAUAGAAGUAUGUAUUUCCUUGAACUUACUCUGGGUGUUACUCAUGUCAAAAGUGAAUGUUUUACUGGUGCUUGUUUUGUCUGCAUGUACAUUUGAAAAGAUGAGGGCAAAGCAAAGUGUUGCAAGUAUCAGACUUGACUUUUAAAAAUAAAUUUGGUUCGCUUUAA